Ruditapes philippinarum (Manila clam) is the source of this 1902-nucleotide messenger RNA. RefSeq names its product platelet-activating factor acetylhydrolase 2, cytoplasmic-like. Gene Ontology annotation, molecular function: 1-alkyl-2-acetylglycerophosphocholine esterase activity. NCBI's taxonomy places the organism in Eukaryota, Metazoa, Mollusca, Bivalvia, Venerida, Veneridae. The record is from RefSeq and is a predicted model, not a curated record.
AAACGAAAUACUCAGUGGCCUCCUUGGUUACCAAGAAAACAGUACGCAUUCGGAUAUGCUCGGUUCUUAAGGAGACAUAAACUAAUGGGUAAAUUCUUCAACUGGAUAGGAGGUGAUAUAUACAUACCAGUUUUGUGGCAGGCACCGCUACUAGAAUCAGACGAUAAACUUCCGGUUCUCGUAAUGUCUCACGGUAUUGGCGGGAAUCGCACGACAUAUAGCACGUUCUGCUGCGAGAUAGCGUCUCACGGUUUUAUCGUGGUCGUCCCGGAACACCGGGAUGGAAGCGCGUCUAUGACCUACUUAUUAAAAGACAAUAUGAGGGGGACUGUUGUGGAAUUAUUGAAAGAUCACGAGUGUGGCUUACAUAGGAGACACACGAUGCAUAAAUCUCACAGUUUCACGGAAGAGUGGCAGUCCUUUGAACACACGGAUCCACUUGGGAUACAGUGGGAUGACUUUGAUUAUAGAAAUAAACAGGUUCAUCAGAGGGCUUCCGAAUGUAUUCGUCUGCUCGACGUUCUUACUGAUAUUAACGACGGUCGUAGUGUUCGCAACUUCUUGGGCUUCCAUUUCAGUCUUAAACAAUUCAAGGGUCGCAUGGACAUGUCGAAGGUGGCGUUUGCCGGACAUUCCUUUGGUGGGUCAACAUGUGUAACUACACUAGGACAAGACAAACGUUUCAAAGUGGGUAUAAUGCUGGACGCGUGGAUGCAUCCCCUUAACGAAGAGCUAUGUUCUAAAGUGACACAACCAGUUCUCAUACUCAACUACGAGAAGUUCCAGUGGCAGAAAAACGUGAAACAGAUGUCAUGGUUACAAUCUGAUGACGUAGACAGGACAAUGCUCACGUUAAGAGGAGCUUGUCAUCAAGCUAUUAGCGAUUUCCAGUUCAUUGUUGGAAAAGCAUUUGGUAAAUUGAUGGAAGUCCGGAGUGAUCUGUCUCCAAAAGUGGCAAUGGAUGUUAACAAAAGAGCUACCCUUGGUUUUCUAUCAAAACAUCUAGGAUUAGAUGGUCUAGACAGUGCUAAUGACGUGUUGACAGGAAGUCACAAGGACGUUGUCCUAGGAACAACUCUGGAUGUGACGUAAUUUCCAGAAAUCUUUACGUUAAAAUCCCGACUGUGAUAUUUAGAUAUUUUACAAAAUGCCAUGAGUUACCGUUAUGUCUUUCGAUAUAAAUUAUCACAAUGCAUUAUUUUUAUGUCUUCUUUUUAUAUUGAUUACGUUACCGUCCGUUUUUGUAAGAAAAGUGCUUGCACGUUAAUUUGUACGUCAUUAAUUACAGGUGCAAUUUUAUUUUAACCACUUCAGAAUUGACCAGUUUUUUCUAUAUAUACUUGAUGUUAUUAUAAUAUAGGUUAUAUAAGUACAAUGACUGCAAAAUUAUGGAGGUUUGAAUACAUGUUUACAAUUGGUACUUUUGGAAAGGGUAAAUUACCGUUCAGUGUACACGCUUUCUAAUGUUACGUUUUUCAGUUUAUCUUUUACGAUUUUUAACAAUUUAAUUAAAGCACUAGCCAGAGUAUGAUGCCAAAUCUUCGUCGGGCAUUUCACUUUUUUAUGAUUGAAAAGUUAGGAUAUAAUCUGUUUUUUGGUCUGUCUGUGAUAUACCGUAUUCUUACAUAUAGGUACAGACAGGAAUAUCAAACUCUCGGGCAACUGUUAAGUGGAAACUCGGCAGAGCCUCGUUAUCGCCGUAAACAGUUACCCUCGAGCUAGAUAUAGAGGAUAUUUGUUUAGUUCAGUGUAAGAUCGGAAUAUAUUUCACCGAGUGAGCACCAAAAGGUAUAUUUCACGAGUGGCGCAGCCACGAGUGAAAUAUGAACUUUUGGUGUUCACAAGGUGAAAUAUAUUUCGAUCUCACACUAAACUAAACAAAUUUUCUUUUUAUUACAUGCA